CCCACUCACCCAGUACUACAAGUUCUCUAGUCUCAAAACAUAAAAAUACUAAAAAUAUUCCGGUCGGAAAAAAAAACUCAUCUCAACUGUCUUUCUCAUUUCAUUUCCCUCUGCUAGUGCUCGUCUACACGCUUUCCAAGCUUUGAAAACCUUCGUCCAAAAAUCCCAAAAAGCAAAUCAAUCAGUAUUUUGAAUAGUUAAAGUGAAAGAAGAAAUGGGAUCUGGAAACGAGGUUGUGGAAAUCGAUAGCUUGGAGAGAGGUUUGUUGUUGUCAACUCCUACUAGUUCUCAGAUUCAUGUGGGAGCCGAAGCCGAAGCUGAAGAGGAAACGGUGUUGUACGCGGCGUCGUUUGAGGAGAUGGAAGAGAAUUACGUGAAGUACCAGACGGCUCAGUGGGUUCUGUACUCGGUGCUUUUGAUACUGGCUUGGGGAAUCGGAUUGUUCAUGCUUCUUUAUGUUCCAGUUCGCAGAUACAUACUCCGCAAAGACAUUCGCUCCAGAAAGCUCUUUCUCACUCCGAAUUCCAUUGUUUACAAGGUUACGAAGCCAGUGCCAUUUCCAUGCUUUGGAGUGUUGAAGAAAGAGAAGCAUGUCUUGUUGCCUUCAGUUUCUGACCUUGUAAUUGAACAAGGAUAUAUGCAAUCCCUCUUUGGUGUCUACUCUCUUAGAAUUGAAAAUGUUGGUGUAAGAAGGCCCCCAAGUGAUGAUGUUCAAAUACAGGGUAUUGCAAAUCCACGAGCUUUCAGGAAGGCUGUUCUAAUGCGUCUUGCAAAUAUGAGAAGUGAGGGUUUCUCUCGACAAGUUUCCACAAUUGAAGAUGUUCCAAAUUUUAGACUGGUUUCCCCAUCAAAAUCUCUCAGGCAUGAUUCCAUUCCACAAUCUGGGGACCUAAUACUACUACAAAAACUAGAGGAGGUUGGAAGUUCUGUGAAGAGAGUUCAAACUUUAAUUGAGGAGCAACAGUCUCAAACAUCAGAACCUGUAGAUUGAGCUGUUAAUCCAAAAUGGAAAACAUGAGAAAACCAAAGUCCGAAGUUGACAUAGUUCUUGAUCUGCAAUGCAGGCUAGCUACAAAGUUAUACAUAUUAUCGUAUCGUGCCUUUUAAACUGAGAACCAACUCGUUUUGGUAUUUACUGUCUGAGCUGCCAUUUUAAGGAGUGAUAUUUUAGAUACUACAGAGCUAAAUUACAAUUGAAUUCUAUUUGUUUCCAUGUGUAUGUUGGUGGGCAAGGUGUGCAAUUGUUGGUCAUUUCAUUUAGUUUGUAAUUUAUCAUGUGACAGGCAGAAAAGUUUACGUUUUCCAUGUAUACAUCUUGAUUAUCCCUCUCCAGUCUCUAUGUUCUGUUGUUAUAAGGUGUAACUAAUUCUUUGUAUCAUGUAUACUUGUUACAAACCCCUGUAGAUUGUCUUCAACUUUUCAUGUCUGAUUUUGAUGUUCUGUAUUUUGUUGCGUUCAAUUCUACCGAUCAAAAGGAAUGUUGCAGCAAUUAUUUUUCUA
Quercus robur (English oak) is the source of this 1500-nucleotide messenger RNA. RefSeq lists its product as uncharacterized. The transcript has 8 exons. The coding region runs from base 215 to 991 and encodes 258 amino acids. NCBI's taxonomy places the organism in Eukaryota, Viridiplantae, Streptophyta, Magnoliopsida, Fagales, Fagaceae. The record is from RefSeq and is a predicted model, not a curated record.